Capra hircus (goat) is the source of this 1411-nucleotide messenger RNA. RefSeq names its product chromosome X CXorf21 homolog (gene TASL). Bases 240 to 1142 code for a protein of 300 amino acids. NCBI's taxonomy places the organism in Eukaryota, Metazoa, Chordata, Mammalia, Artiodactyla, Bovidae. The transcript is spliced from 2 exons. Gene Ontology annotation, biological process: regulation of toll-like receptor signaling pathway. The record is from RefSeq and is a predicted model, not a curated record.
ACUUCCCACUCUUCUUUAGCACAAAUCAGACUUGAGCAAAAACAACUUUUUCCAUAGGAUCAGUUAUAAAAAGAAUGGCAAGGGCAAUGACCAGCUUAGUUUAUUGGUUUUAUCAGGGAAAGUAGACUCACCAAAGGCUUGUGAACGUUUCUGGUCAAAGCACUGGCUGGCUUAUUCAUCUCUAUAUGGUCAAUCGUGGUAUUUCUGCAGGACCAAAGGCACGGACUGGUUAGUGAAGAAUGCUGUCAGAAGGCUAUCUCAGUGGACUUGCGUACCGGAAUGACAUCCAGUGGAGUUAUCCAUCUUCUAAUGAGCAAGUGGCUGAGGAAAAGGAAGAGGAGAUGGAAGCCACAGCAGCUACAAGUCUUUCCUAUUCCUCCGUGGAUGAAACACAAGUCCAAAAUCUCUAUGUGAGCUGCAAAUCCUCUGGCAAGGUCAUUUCUUCAGUGUAUUCAAGAGAGAGCCAACAUAGUAGAAAUCCGAGAAUUACAGUGCUGCAAACAAACCCCAAUCCUGUGUAUGAAAGCCCAAACUUGGCUGCAGUUGAACUAUACAGAGACACCAGCAGAGAGACCUACUUGGUCCCACCUUCCUGCAAGAGUAUCUGCAAGAAUUACAAUGACUUACAGAUUGCAGGGGGCCAGGUGAUGGCCAUUAAUUCAGUGACAACCGAUUUCCCCUCUGAGGGUAGUUUUCAAUAUGGUCCUUUGCUGAAAUCAUCUGAGAUUCCUUUGUCCAUGGAGGAUUCCAUGUCCACUCAGCCCAGCGACUUGCCACCCACCCCUAUCCAGCGGUAUUCAUCGUACUGGAGAAUAACCAGCAUCAAAGAGAAAAACAGCCUGCAAAUGCAGAAGCCUAUUUCGAAUGCGGUGCUGAAUGAAUACCUGGAGCAGAAGCUGGUGGAGUUGUAUAAGCAGUACUUUAUGGACACUGGGUUUCAUGACAGUUCACCUACCCAGAUUCUGGCAUCUGAACUCAUCAUGACAAACGUGGACCAAAUUAGUAUUCAAGUCUCUAUAGAGAAGAACCUGGAGAUCUCGAAAGCCAGGGAUAUUGUCAUUAACCGCCUAUUACAGUAUGGGUCAACCGAAAUCAGCACACCGAGUCUCCAUAUUUCUCAGUAUAGCAACGUGAAUCCAUAGAGAGGGUGCUUCCAUUGCUCUUUCUCAACUACUAAAACCCUAAGCAACAAGUAUUCAUUUAUUCUGAGAAUGUGCAGGAAGGGGUUGGCAAGGGGUAGAGAAGAAAACGUUGGUUGCAGGCCAGGUAUGGAUUAAGAGGAAAUCUUAUAAUAUUACAUGUGAAGGAAUGUGGGGAGAGGAGCUAUAAUGACUUCCAAGUGAGGGCUGUACAGCAACAAAGCAAAAAUAAAAAUGAUCAAAAAAGAAGGUAUGAUUCAUAUAAGGGAAUA